AUGUCUUGGCCUCUAACCAUGAGCGACAGUGGGUUAGAUGACGUUGCUGACCUACCUACCGAAGGCUUUGCUGGCAUUCCUUCGACCAUGUCACAGAGCGGAUUACCACACCUUGCAUAUGACAAUUCUGGUCACUACCCUCCAACCAUGUCUGGGAAUGAGCUACUCGACUUCGAGGACGGAGGAUAUGUUGACGGUGAAGCAUCAGCUCCGAAUUCUUUGGCUUACUGGAAGGCAUCUCUGCACCCCGCGGAAGGCGAGGAAGGCUUUACACCAUACCUUAAUCAGCAGGAGUUCGACAAGGCGGAAGAUAUCCUUGACGAGGACAACGAUGAUGUCGAUGAUGAGCUGAUCUUCAGCAGCUUUCAGGAAGCUACAAGCUGGCGUAGCCGUACCAGAAGUGUGAACCCCCAAUCUUCUGCUGAUCCAACAAUUCCCCGUACCUUGAAGCACAAGAAGGCGGCUGUCAAGCUCGUGUUCAAGGCCUACAAAUCUACCGCUCUUGCUACCGAUAAUCCUGGCAUGCUUAAGGCGUUCCAAGAGCAGAAGCACGAUAAUCGUCAGGUCGAGACUAUCUGCUGGUCCAUUGUGGAAGGUUGUAUCGACCGCUGCGAUCGAGGUCCGCUGCUAAACGCAUAUGAGCCAGACAAGGCCAAGAACAACCCGUCCAUCAGAACUUUUGCCGACCGUCUGGAUGCAAUCGUGGGAUCUUUGAGUCACCAGAAGACGAUUUGCAAGCACCUCCUUGACGCGCCAUAUCUCAACCGCUUCAUCGACGAUCCUAUUGGCUCGAAACAGCGAGUUGAAUCUAACAGAAAGCUCAAUAGGAAGAAAGGCGGUGUCAUGGAUGUUGGCAAAAAGGCGUUGGGCUUGACGGGAAGAAAGGGCAGACCUCGUGCCUCUGAUGCAGGGAGUGAUGACGAAGCAGAGGAGUACAAGUCUGAAAGCCAGGAAUUCCGUGGUGAAUCAUCUGGCAUAUCAUCACCCUUUAAGACGCCAGAUCAGUCAAUCCUUGCAGCGAACAGCACCGGCGGUCCUCCUUCUGUUGGUCUCAACCCGCUGUACUCUGCCGAGCGAUUUAAUAGCGAGACCCCUACUCCAUCUAAUCGACGACGAGCCGGCACUACCACCUCGCAAACCUCACUACGAACCCGAGCCCACCGAUCUCUGUCUACUCAGAAAUUUGGUGUUCCAGGAGACAUGAGUCCGAACAUGGGUCAAGGAAUGGAGUUGGGUUCGAUGAGCACGCUGCCAGGUCCGAUGAUGGAUCCGAAUAUGCCUGUCUAUUCCGCUCAGCUUCCCUACGGUAUUGAGGCUUCCAACGGAUAUCAAUCUUCAUACAAUAUGGCCAAUACCUUUACUGCGAUGAAUUCGUUCGGGAACGCUAGCAACUUCCACGCUACGCGCAUGAACAAUGGUUACGAUACAGAUCUUCUCAGCGGACCGACCUCUGCUCCACGCCAAGUUCCCGGACACUUCCAGCAGACCGAGAUCGACUACGUUCCUGAAGCCAGCGGAGGCAGCAACGACAGUAAUGAUUCCGAUGAUGAGUAUCGUCCCGGUCCUAGCCGCAAACGCCGUCGCCAGCAUUAG
Endocarpon pusillum Z07020 is the source of this 1593-nucleotide messenger RNA. RefSeq lists its product as uncharacterized. Lineage: Eukaryota; Fungi; Ascomycota; Eurotiomycetes; Verrucariales; Verrucariaceae. Bases 1 to 1593 code for a protein of 530 amino acids. The transcript is spliced from 2 exons. The record is from RefSeq and is a predicted model, not a curated record.